Syngnathus acus (greater pipefish) is the source of this 2059-nucleotide messenger RNA. RefSeq names its product adenylate cyclase activating polypeptide 1b (pituitary) receptor type I (gene adcyap1r1b). Bases 223 to 1665 code for a protein of 480 amino acids. The record is from RefSeq and is a predicted model, not a curated record. NCBI's taxonomy places the organism in Eukaryota, Metazoa, Chordata, Actinopteri, Syngnathiformes, Syngnathidae. Gene Ontology annotation, molecular function: peptide hormone binding; vasoactive intestinal polypeptide receptor activity; G protein-coupled peptide receptor activity. Gene Ontology annotation, cellular component: plasma membrane; neuron projection. Gene Ontology annotation, biological process: adenylate cyclase-modulating G protein-coupled receptor signaling pathway; cell surface receptor signaling pathway. The transcript is spliced from 14 exons.
GAGAGAGAGAGAGGCGCACGUCAAAAGCAAGCGAUCUUCAAUCAGGCACCUUCGACAUUGAAAUGCCGUUGUUAUUUCAGCAGCAGGAUACUUUCAUCACGGCGUAAAGUCUAAUAAUUUUUGUUUUUUUUUUUUUUACCUCAAAAGCUUGCUUUCGAUGUUGGGGUCAUAUGCUCACUCUCCGGACAUUUUCAUCGGCGCGGGAGGAACGAGAUCAAGAAUAUGGACAAAAUGAUCCCGAGCCGAGCGGCGACACUCCCACUGGGGUCGACUCUCGAGCUGUCAACGUGCGCAAAAGAACUGUUGCCGCAAAUGUCAAGCGCUGGGCCCAAGCCGCUGCUCCUUGCCGUCUUUCUCCUCCAGCUAGCGCAGCUCUCGUGCCAGCAGGUACCGUCCAACUGCGUCAUCAAGAGGGAGGAGGAGAAGUGUGCCGAGAUGAUGGGCUUUGACCAGGAUGGGGAGGAUCUCCAGUCUGGGUGUCCGUGGAUGUGGGACAACCUGACGUGUUGGCAGCGCGCCAGCAUCGGCGACGUGGUGGAGGUCAACUGUCCAGAGCUCUUCUCUCAGUUCCUGAGCGAGGACCACGACGUUGGCGAGCUGGGGAAGGUCCGUCGCAACUGCAGCGAGUCCGGCUGGUCCGAGACCUUUCCGCACUACAUCGACGCCUGCUUUUACCAAGACGGAAACGACAGUCAUGCGGACUGGUACUUUGUGUCGGUGAAGGCCGUCUACACGGUCGGCUACAGUAUGUCUUUGACGUCGCUCACCAUGGCCAUGGUCGUCUUGUGCAGGUUCAGGAAGCUGCACUGCACUCGCAACUUCAUCCACAUGAACCUGUUUGUGUCGUUCAUGCUGAGAGCUCUUUCAGUCUUGAUCAAAGACGGAGUGCUCUAUUCUCAGGACGACAGCGAGCACUGCUUCGUACGCACAUUGGAAUGCAAGGCAGUGAUGGUCUUCCUCCACUACUGCGUCCUCUGCAACAAUUUCUGGCUGUUCAUCGAGGGCCUUUAUCUCUUCACGCUCUUGGUGGAGACCUUCUUUCCCGAGAAGAGAUACUUCUAUUGGUACAUCGUGGUUGGCUGGGGAAUCCCGACCUUGUGCGUGAGCGUCUGGGCGUUGUUGAGGCUGCAUUUUGACGACACCGGCUGUUGGGACAUAAAUGACAAUGCCGCCAUCUGGUGGCUGAUUAAGGGACCCGUGCUGGCUUCAAUCUUGAUCAACUUUGUACUCUUUAUCUGCAUCAUCAUCAUCCUCGUCCAGAAAUUGCAGUCGCCGGAUAUCGGAGGGAACGAAUCGAGCAUUUACCUGAGGUUGGCCCGGUCCACUCUGCUGUUAAUUCCGCUCUUUGGGAUCCACUACACAGUGUUUGCCUUCUCCCCAGAGAACGUCAAACGAGAGCGUUUGGUCUUUGAGCUGGGCUUGGGAUCCUUUCAGGGCUUUGUGGUGGCUGUACUCUACUGCUUCCUGAAUGGAGAGGUGCAAUCGGAGAUGAAGAGGAAAUGGCGCAGCUGGACGGUGAAACGAUACUUUGCCGUGGAGCCGAAGCAGCGGCAGCCCUCGCUGGCCAGCAGUGGCGUCAACGGCGGCACGCAGCUCUCCAUCCUCAGCAAGAGUAGCUCUCAGAUCCGCGUGGCCGUGCCACAGGCCGAGACCACGGCCACCUGAGCGGCCGCAAGCCAUGUGCGCCGAGCCCGACGACCACCCUCGCCGCGAAAGCGUCAUGUCGACUCAUUUGAACGCGUCAAAGUGGACCGGCGCUGAUUGAGUAGCGCAAUGUGUCCAUUGUGCCCCUGCGAUGCUUAUCACCAAGUGGCCACUAGACAUUCGAAUGCAUUCAAUAGCGUCAAAACGCAAUUUCAAUGACGCAGGAGCGGUUGCGCUGUCCGCCGGCCAGUUGAUGAGUGACUGCGAGGAAGAAAACAAUUUCCUAGGGACUAUUGGUUGGUUGGUUUGUGCACAUGACUGCAUUCAAGAUAUCAAAGUUGGUCAUUACGAUUUCUGUUGUUUGCAUUGAGAUGUACAGACAAUCAAAGGAUAUUAAAAAGUGCCAUAUGAAGUC